This is a messenger RNA of Cooperia oncophora, 726 nucleotides long. The record is from the annotation of a GenBank genome assembly. Lineage: Eukaryota; Metazoa; Nematoda; Chromadorea; Rhabditida; Trichostrongylidae.
AUGUUCUGGUUUAUUCAGCUCAUCUUGACAUGGAAUUUUUGUGUCAGGUGCGGUACUAUCCACCAGUUCGUUUUGGAUUUGGCCUCUUUGGUCGUGCGACGCUCUAUGCUGGAACUUCUGGCUUCGGCUCUCGGUCCAACGUACUUUCAAGCAUUUUAUUCCCGUCUAAAUCACCGCUCGAUAACCAUCAAUCAGGAAAAUAGAGUCGAUUUUGAGACACCACUUAUCGUUCCAUUGUCUGAUUCGUCUUCGGAAGCAGAGGAGGACGCUGACGGUUCAUCAGCGGAGGGUGUAAAGCGUAAAAGGGUGAUUCCGUUACCUUACAUGGUACAAAGCGAAACAUCACAUACUUCGAAACGAAGACGCAAAACAAUGGCCUCUCUCUUGGGGGACACGGAGUACUUCGUUUGUAAGCAUUGUUUCAAAUCAUUCAAUCGCCGUUCAAAUAUGGUUCGUCAUAUCGAUCGAACGCACUGCGAACGAGUCGUGUUCACUUGCCCUCAGUGCCCAGCCGUCUACAAACACGCCUUUCAUUUUGCGGAUCAUUUGCGUGGUCACGAGGAUGAACCCCAGUUUGUAUGUGAAAGCUGCGACAAGCACUUCAGCUCACGGAAUCAGAUGAGGGCUCACGUGAGGAGAAGAUGCAAGGAGCGUCCUCUGAAAGAAACUGGUAGCAGCUGCCGACGAUCCAGACAGUACGACCCACAGCCUGGUCCGUCCACUGCU